AUGCCUAAAAAAAUUAUUUGUACUCUGGAUUAAUAUGCUAAUAUUUUUCGGCAUUGUGAACUCACUUACAAAUAAUUUAAAAAACUGAUUCAUAAGAAAAACAAAAGAUCAUUGAAUUAAUAAGUAUUCAGUUUUAGAUGCAAAGUUUGUAUGAAUCAUAGAGAUACUUCUCCUCAUAGAAGAUGUACUGGAUGUUAAGACCUUUUUCAUCUUAAAUGUGUAGAUGAAGAAAGCAAAUAGUUAUGUUCUAAAUGUCAAGUACAAUUAUAAAAUCUCCUUCUAAAACUUUAAUAUAUUACUCAAGUUGAAGGAGAUACAUUGAUUGUUCAUGAAUGUAAAUCAACAAAUACUAUUUGCAGUGUCUGUUACAUCAUUUGUGAUGAAAAUUAAAGUAAAACAUGUUAUAGAUGUAAUCUCAGAUAACAUGUACAAUGUUAUAAUAGUCAAAAUGAAUUCUGUUCUGUAUGUGAUUAAUAUUUGAAAGAUAAUCUACCAUACUAAUAUGAUAUUAUUCCAAAUUACAUUCAAUUAUGGAAAUCAGAAUUUACUUGUUAAGAUGAUUUAAUUAUAAUUGAUAAAGUAAAGAAAUAAAAUCGAGUUAGAUUAUAUCUACCAAAAUAUUCUGACACUAAAGAAAAGUAAUUUUAAGAAUCUUAUUCAUUAAUUAAAGCUUUAUGUGCUAAAUCAAUUUAUUUUUCUGAUGAUUUAACUUAUUUUCCAGAAGAUUCUAAACCAGAAGACAAUAAUGCUAAAUAUGAACGUAAAUUAGAAGAUUUAGAUGAUGAAAAUUUAAAGUCUUUUCUUUAAUUUAAAGAAUUUAGUAGAUUAGGUAUUACUCCUUAAUUAAUGGUGGAUUUUCAUAUUAAAACUGGUUUUAUAGCUAAAUCUACAGGUUUUAUUAAGAAAGGUUCCAUUUUAGCAGAAUAUUGUGGAGAAGUAAAAAAGUGGAAGAAUAUUAUAUUUGAUUAAAAUGACAGCAUAAUGGUACUCUUUUAUUAAUUAUUAUUAUAGGAACUUUUAUCACAUCCAAAUCCAAAGAAAACACUAUAUGUUGUCCCUGAAAAAUAUUCUAAUAUAGCUAGAUUUGUUUGUGGAAUUGAUAAUAAAAUCAAAGAAGUAUGUUAAUCGUAAUUUAAUUUAGUAAGUGGAAAUGGUUAAUGUAAAAUGUCUGAGAGUUGCUAUUAAUAAAUAAGCUAGAAUUAUUAUGUAUGCUUGUAAAGAUAUUCAACCAAAUGAAAUUUUAUAUUACGAUUACAAUUCAGGAGGCAAAUAUCUAUAUCCAACAGAAGGAUAUCAAAUUCUAUGA
Molecule: messenger RNA, 1306 nt
Organism: Paramecium sonneborni
Lineage: Eukaryota; Ciliophora; Oligohymenophorea; Peniculida; Parameciidae
Source: the annotation of a GenBank genome assembly